This is a messenger RNA of Pelobates fuscus (common spadefoot toad), 4050 nucleotides long. It is a transcript of the gene ATL3, whose product is annotated as atlastin GTPase 3. Gene Ontology annotation, molecular function: GTPase activity; GTP binding. The coding region runs from base 185 to 1750 and encodes 521 amino acids. Lineage: Eukaryota; Metazoa; Chordata; Amphibia; Anura; Pelobatidae. The record is from RefSeq and is a predicted model, not a curated record. The transcript is spliced from 13 exons. Gene Ontology annotation, biological process: protein homooligomerization; endoplasmic reticulum organization.
UGUGACCGUUGGAGCGGUGUCUCGCGGGUGGUGUCGGGAAUCGUAGUUCUGACCCACCCUCUCACAGCAGCCUUUGGGAUGCGCCGAUGGUGACUAUCUUACUACAUCUCCCGGCGUUCACUUCGGCCACAGGGCUUGUUUACUCCGCCUGUCGCGCAGCAGGAAUCCCCCGACAGCAACAGCCAUGGCUCCAGCUACUCCCGGCCCAGUCCAGGUAGUUCAAGUACUAAAGGAUGAUCAUUCUUUCCAGUUGGACGAGGAGGCCCUGGCCUCUAUUCUUCUCCAAGAGAGAAUCCGAGAUUUGGAUGUAGUGGUUGUAUCUGUAGCCGGUGCAUUUCGAAAAGGGAAGUCCUUUCUGUUGGAUUUUAUGCUGAGAUAUGUCUACAGCCAGAAAGAAAAGAGCAGUAAUUGGCUCGGGACAGAAGAUGAACCACUUACUGGCUUCUCCUGGAAAGGAGGAUCAGAACCAGAUACCACAGGUAUUCAGAUCUGGAGUGAGGUCUUCACCAUGAGAAAGCCAGAUGGCAAGGAGGUUGCUGUGGUUCUUAUGGACACACAAGGAGCAUUCGACAGCCAGUCCACAGUGAAGGAUUGUGCCACUAUCUUUGCUCUCAGCACAAUGACAAGCUCUAUCCAGAUCUACAAUUUAUCUCAGAAUAUACAGGAGGAUGAUCUGCAGCAGCUACAGCUUUUUACAGAGUACGGGCGUUUGGCUAUGGAUGAGAUCUUUCUGAAACCCUUUCAGACUCUGAUGUUUUUGAUUAGAGACUGGAGCUUUCCUUAUGAAUACCAUUAUGGAGAAAAAGGAGGGAUGAAAUUCCUAGAGAAGAGGUUAAAGGUGAAAGAACAUCAACAUGAAGAGAUACAAAAUGUCCGUAAACACAUUCAAACAUGUUUCACCAAUGUGAGCUGUUUUUUACUUCCACAUCCUGGACUCAAGGUGGCAACCAGUCCUCAGUUUGAUGGCCGUCUGAAAGAUAUUGCAGCAGAAUUUACUGAACAACUCAGUGCCUUGGUUCCUCUUGUGUUGGGUCCUGAGAGCCUUAUAGAAAAAGAGAUUAAUGGUUCGAAGGUGACAUGUAGGGGUCUGCUUGAAUACUUUAAGGCCUACAUUAAAAUAUACCAAGGGGAAGAUUUACCUCAUCCUAAAUCUAUGCUGCAGGCCACUGCCGAAGCCAAUAAUCUGGCUGCUGUAGCUUCAGCUAAAGAUUUGUACAACAACCACAUGGAGCAGAUCUGUGGCGGGGACAAACCCUAUGUAUCCCCUGACAUGUUGCGUGAUCGCCAUUCCACCUGCAGCAAGGAGGCCCUGGCUCAAUUCGAUCGUGCAAAGAAGAUGGGUGGCGUGGAGUUCAGUCAACAGUACCGAGAGGAGCUUCUGAAAGAUUUGAAUGCAGUUUACGAUGCUUUCUGCAAACACAACGAGAGCAAAAACAUCUUCACUGCCUUCCGUACCCCUGCAGUGCUUUUUGCACUGGUGGCUGCGUUGUACAUGGCCUCUGGUAUAACAGGCUUUGUGGGGCUCGAAAUCAUUGCACAGCUGUUUAAUUGUGGUGUGGGUCUGCUUCUCAUUGCUCUUCUCACAUGGGGCUACAUCAAAUACUCUGGACAGUACAGAGACCUCGGCGGUGUCAUCGAUUCCAGUGCAGAGUAUGUUCUUGAACAGGCCACUAACCGCAUGGGAAAUUCGACCCGUCGUAUAGUUGAGACUGCAGCAGGAGCUCCUCCUGAAAAGAAAAAACAGAAGUAGCAUUGACCAGGCAUAAAAAGAGCACUUGAUCCCCUCCAUGCCCUGCCUCUAAUUGCAAAAAUGCCCACCUUUAGCACCGUUAUAUCCACUCUGGAGAUGCCACCGCUACACAGGACCUCUUCAUUCCAAUUCCAGAAUUCACAAGACAGAAUACAAAUAUGCACACAAUACAACACAGGUGGUUAGGACAUACUACAGUCACCCGAGACACAAGGGGUGCGCCAUUACAAUUAUUGUCGGAGGGAUCUGUAUUUGGACUGUGCACUUUUUCAAAAGCAACAAUUCCAUUAACUGUGUUGUAAGGAAGGGUUCCUUUACAGCUAUAAAAAGUCAGGGUCAAAUAACUCUAAAAUUGGGACAUAUUGACGAAACUAUGUUGUGUGGUUUUUGAUCCAUGUUUCUAAAAUAGAUGUUGAUAAUUGCACCUAUUAUGAGUGAACGUUAUACAGCCAAAACUGAAAAGUAUUUCAAAACCAAUUUGUUAACAGUAAAAUUUGUUGUUGCAAUAUUGGACAGAAUACCAUGGCUUCUAAUGUGUCAGAGGGCAUGAUGGUGAAAGGAUAGUCACAUAUUAAAUGUCUAAUUCAUCCUUUGAGCCUUAAAGGGCAACUGCCACUUCAAAACUAUUUCUAACACACUAAUCCUUUUUUUUAAGUUUUAAAAGGAAUAGAUUUUAUAUUUGUAAAACAUGAGAAACUCAUGCUUGCGUUUAGUUUGUGACAGCAAUCUUCAGCCAUAUACAUGGAUCUUGAAAACCAACAGUCCUCCUGGUCUUCACUGCCUCUGUGCAGGAAAUGAAGCAUGGAAGACCAUAGAGACUAACUGUUGGUUUUAAAUCUCUUUCUGACCCAAGAUCCAUGUAUAUGGCUGAAGGGUUCUGUAAUAUACUAAAGAUAUUUCUUUCUUGUUUUCAACAUAUACUUAAUUUUAAAAAAUCUAUUUAUUUUCAAAUCGUGACGAAAGGAUUAUUAUAUUAAUAAAUAGUUUUGAUUGACAGUUGUCCUUUAAUAUAUUGCUCAAUAAAUCUUUGCUUUCUGUAUUUGCUACUCACACGUUCUGUAUGGUGUUUGGGGAAUUUCAGGCCUCCUGAUUAAAGUACAAUAUAUUCUUAGAUCUUGUUACAUUAAUAAACCCUUCAUGUUACAUGAUCUAAGAAUUUAUUGUACUUUAUUUCUUUUUAAUCAGUUGGCUAAUCAUUUGGAUUGACUCAUGAGAUUGAGCUGUAGUUAGUCAGUGCAAAUGAUUUUCUGUAGCCAACCUUGUUCCUUAAAAUGGCACAUUGCACUCUGUAUACGAACUCUUUCAAUGAUAAGAAGAUUAUUUCAAAAUAGGAACUUGCUGAAAGUAUGUAAUGUAUUACAGUCUCUUAUUUAAGGGACUAAUUGUUAAUGGUUAACUAUCCUUCCUGAUAAUUGCAUAUUUUUUAUAUCUUAAUGUAGGUGCCUUAUUGCCAUUCCUAAAGCUUCUUGUGCCUUUUUGGGGUAGAGUCCGGGGGAUAAACAAAAAGCCCUUAGAUGUAAGACCCCUUACUUACUGCACUAGCCUUUUCAUUCCUGCAAAUUACAAUUUUACAUACCAGAUAAACUGAUCACCCAGUAGCCAAAAGUAUAAAUAAACCUUAAGAUAUGAUCAAAAGCAGCAGAUGUUAUAUAUGGUUGCCGACAUGUUAAACUAUUUCAGUCACAUUGCAGCAUUGGGGAAUUUUAACGUUGGUUAUCAUGGGUAUUUAAGGAGAAAUAUAUUUUUUCUGUCAACCAGCUGGAGAUUGGGGAGCCAUUUUGUAUACACAGAAUUCUUAAAUAUUAUUGUAAACUGACAUUUCCAAAACUCUAUUUUUUCUUUAAAAAUUGAGUCAUCGGGGACAUCUAUUGUCUAAUGUCUGUGUACAUUUGUUAAAAUAUUGUUAUAUCUACAUACAUACAAAUGUGCUUUAAGCUUUAUACACAUAAAUAUCAACAUAUAUAGAAUGUUGCACUAAAAAUACGACCACAAAAGUUAUAUGUGCAAAUAUUUGUGUUCUCUGUAUACCAAUGUGCAAUAUUUUGUGUGUAUUUAUAUCUGUUUGCAUGAACCUGCUGUAUGUGUGUGUAAAAGUGGACCCUUAUGAACUUUCACAAGCUGAAAUGUUGCAUAUAUUCCCAUAUUUAAUAUUUUUCAAGUCUUGGCAAUGAAAAGCUACAUUCCAAAGCAAAGAUGUCACAAGUUGAUGUAUAAUUUGGACAAAAAAACAAUAUUUCUUACUGUUGCUGCUUAUUUUUCUAUUCUUUGUUUUAUUUUUAAUAAAAGCAAAUGUAAUCCUU